AUGGAUCCCCAGUGGCAGCAAUAUCCCGACGCAAACUCGCCUGGCUCCUCGAGACGUCACAACGGCAGCAACCAGACCUCCCGAGACUAUACCAACCAACCGCCAUCUCAAGGCGGAUAUAAAUACGACCAGUUCCACGGCGGUGCCCCCGUUCAUUCAGCUGCUGCUCCGCCUGCUUCUGCUCCUGUUGGUAACCCUAACGCGACCGCAUCCCCCAUCUCACUUUCUCAGAUGCCCGACGGAAACGGUGACGUCGCAAUGCACGAUGCUCACGAUGCUCAUGCCGGUAUUAAAUACCCUAUGAGACCUCAUCACCAAUCCCAUCAAUCGGGCAGCCGUCCCAUUAAUCUUCAUUCUCCCCAGGAGUCUUCUGCUGCUCAACGAUACUCGCCCAUGGAGACUUUGUCCCCCACUUCGCCCUACGCGCCCAAGUCUGCUUCCAACAGCCAAUUCACCAGCCCGACACAGCGACAGUCACCCACACGCCAGCCCGAUUACUCUCAGUCUCCUUACUUCCCCGGUGCUCGUCAACAUCAGCCAGGACAACAUCUGCCUCCUAUCAACCCCUACGCGUCUAGUGGUCACCAGGAAAACUAUCCCUCAUCUGCUGUCAGCCAUCUCGACGCUGCCUUCAACCUCGAUCCUAAGUCUCCGCGCCGGCCCGUUCCUCAGCAAGUGACCAGGGGUCCUGUUCCAGAAUUCAAGCCAUUGUCAUCCUCUACCGACUUGCAACCCAAAGUCAAUUUGCAGCCAGCCUUUCGUCGUGCCAAUCCUGAGGGCGGCUUUAUCAGCCCCCUUCAGGCACUCACCGUUCAACUGCCUGCUACCUACCGUAUUUGCAACCCGAGCUUCAAAUACGAGUCGUCUCGCAAUCCCCGUAGAGUGUUGACAAAACCCAGCAAGGGCACCAAGAAUGAUGGUUACGACAACGAAGACAGCGAUUACAUUCUUUAUGUAAACGAUAUUCUUGGUUCCGAGGAGGCUGGCCACAAGAAUCGUUAUCUUAUUCUGGACGUCUUGGGCCAGGGUACUUUCGGCCAAGUUGUCAAAUGCCAGAAUCUCAAGACGCAGGAGGUAGUUGCCGUCAAGGUUAUCAAAAACCGCACCGCCUACUUCAACCAGAGUAUGAUGGAGGUUUCCGUCCUUGACUUGCUCAACACGAAACUCGACAAGAAUGACGACCACCAUCUGCUGCGCCUAAAGGAUACUUUUAUCCAUCGACAACAUCUCUGCCUGGUUUUUGAGCUUCUGAGUGUCAACCUCUAUGAACUUAUCAAGCAGAACCAGUUCAGAGGUCUCAGCACCACGCUAGUUCGCGUGUUUGCUCAGCAGCUUCUCAAUGGUCUAGCGCUGUUGAACAAGGCUCGUCUGAUUCAUUGUGAUUUGAAGCCCGAAAACAUUCUUCUUAAAAACCUUGAGAGCCCUAUCAUCAAGAUUAUCGAUUUUGGCUCAGCUUGCGACGAGCGACAGACUGUCUACACUUAUAUCCAAUCACGAUUCUAUCGAUCUCCGGAGGUGCUGCUUGGUCUGCCAUACUCGUCAGCCAUCGAUAUGUGGUCUCUGGGAUGUAUUGUGGUGGAGCUCUUCCUGGGCCUUCCCUUGUUUCCCGGAUCUUCUGAGUACAAUCAGGUUUCGCGAAUUGUCGAGAUGCUAGGAAACCCCCCGAACUGGAUGAUCGAGAUGGGCAAGCAGGCAGGCGACUUUUUCGAAAAGCGACAGGAUGAGUUUGGACGACGGACGUACCAGCUGAAGCCAAUGGAACAAUACGCCCGGGAGCGCAAUACUAAAGAGCAACCCAGCAAGAAGUAUUUCCAGGCCAACACUCUUCCCGAGAUUAUCAAAACUUACCCCAUGCCCCGAAAGAACAUGAAGCAGAGCGAGAUCGACAGAGAAAUGAACAAUCGUAUUGCAUUUAUCGAUUUUGUUCGAGGUCUUCUAACAAUCAAUCCUCUGGAAAGAUGGUCUCCACAGCAAGCCAAGCUUCACCCUUUCAUUACUCAGCAGAAGUUCACUGGCCCUUUUAUACCACCAAUGAACCUCAAGUCAAGCUCUCUGAACAGAUCACCGGCGCCCGGUACACAGCAGCAGCAACAGGCUGAAGCGCUCAGCAAGCAGCGGGCGCAAGCGGCGCAACAGCAAGCUGCCUCGGCCGCUCCUAACCCGUACCCAGCGAACGCCAAUCAAUAUGCGCAGCAGGGGCAUGCGCAACCGCAAAUGUACGGAAACAACAUGUAUCCCCAGGGAGGUAGCCAUGGCAAUAUGCCCUCGCCAUAUGGCCAGCAACAUGGCCAGUAUGGACAAAUGCCUGUUUCCCAACAACCGCAGCAGGUGCCUCAAGGCCAGUAUGCGCAAAUGCCCCAGCCCAAUAUGUAUCAGCAUCAGCAAGGGGGAAUUAGACCCGUGCGUCAACGCGCAUCUACCAUGGAGCAGCAACAGAGCGGCAUCCCAGCCGCUAUUCAACGAGUCGCAAGCCAUCUUGAUCCCAGUCAACCAAUUCGUCUACAGCCCAGUCCAGCGUAUUACCCGCCUACUGGGGAAAGCAUGACGGGUGGCAACGUCGAUAACCGAAUGGCAGCAAAUCGAAGAGGGAGCCGCGUACAGCAAGGGGGUCGGGGCAACAGAGACUUCAUUCGCAACCUGGAAGAGCGUACUCUAGAAGAAGGUUUUAUGGGAAACCAGAACACGUGGCAUUGA
This is a messenger RNA of Fusarium venenatum, 2694 nucleotides long. Its product is annotated as kinase-like domain-containing protein. Gene Ontology annotation, molecular function: protein tyrosine kinase activity; protein serine/threonine kinase activity; ATP binding. The record is from RefSeq and is a predicted model, not a curated record. Gene Ontology annotation, cellular component: nucleus; cytoplasm. Gene Ontology annotation, biological process: peptidyl-threonine phosphorylation; peptidyl-serine phosphorylation. NCBI's taxonomy places the organism in Eukaryota, Fungi, Ascomycota, Sordariomycetes, Hypocreales, Nectriaceae.